AUGUCUGUAUCUGCAAGACACAAGCAGCUUCCUCUCUCUGUCUCUUCCUCCUUGCUCUCUCCAGGCCCUCCGGACUCGGGACCCCACAGCUCUCCCCCACCCUAUAAUCAGCCUGCAGGGGAGGGCCCCUGCAAUGGGGUUAUUCCAGGUUAUAAUGAUCCACCACCCCAGCCAGCCAAUCCCACACUUACCCGCCAGGAAGCCCAAGGAGGAUACCACCAGGAUCCGCCUUUCACGGGCCAGCAACCAGCCCAGCAGGGCUAUGUGGUGCAGACGCACAAUCCCACCGGGACCAUGCCAGUCGGAGGGUAUGUGCAGCAAGCUUCGGGGUAUCCAAUGCACCUGCAGCCCUGCACGGCCUAUGUACCAGUAUACCCCAUGGGAACGCAAUACCAAACUGGAAAUGUCCCACCGCAGCCUGGCAUCCCCCCUCCGCAGAUCCCCCCGGGAUUGGCACUACUAGAACCCCGUCGCCCGCCUCAUGACUACAUGCCGAUUGCUGUGCUCACCACAAUCUGCUGCUUCUGGCCCACCGGUGUGAUCGCCAUUAUCAAGGCUGUACAGGUCAGGACAGCUCUGGCUCGAGGAGACAUUAUGUCAGCAGAAAUUGCCUCACGUGAAGCUCGGAAUUUCUCCUUCAUUAGCCUGGCUAUUGGGAUCGCUGCCAUGGUCUUGUGCACCAUCCUCACAGUGGUUAUUAUCAUCGCGGCUCAGCACCAUGAAAAUGAUUGGGGUAACUGAUUUAUCCUUAUGGCACCUGCGGGGCAACUGAAGGACAGCCCAGUCCACCAGGACUUCUAUGUGCCCUCGACACUUUCUAAACUCUACUCUCUUCAGUUCUGAUUUGGACUCAUUUUUAAAUCUCUUAUGUUUUCAAUGUCUUCCUUUCUAUUUUUGUUCAGUUCUUCCUUUGCCCCCUUCCAUAUUGCUCUCUUCUUUCACCAUAAUUCUUCAUCGUCUCAUUGAUUUACUCUCUUCGCUUUUCUAGUUUGGAUACCUCUUCUUUGUUGGCCAUCUUGUCUUUUCAUACCAGCUCUUCUCUUUAGCUUUUUCCCAUCCACCACAGUGCUCUUUAUCUCCCGUCCUUUUCCCCGUCCACUCCGUCCCCCAAUCCCCUCUCCCUUGUUCUAAGUAAUACAGGUGCCAUCUUGGGUGUUAUGGGGUAAAAUAGGGGUAAAAUAGGAGUUUCAUGGGAUAUUUUUCAGCUACGAGUUAAGGGUGUGGAAUACCGUUCAGCUGAGAAAUAAAGGAAAGGAGAUAGCCAAAUCUUUGCUGUGACAUUUCAAGUGUCACAAAAUAAAAGGGAAAAUAGGUGGACUAUGAGACUUGUAGCCCAUCGGUGAGGCAAAUUGGAAGCCAGGAAAACUUAAGACGUGAGUGGAGUGUGUGGAGAAGAGUUAUAGAGUGAAUGGAAAGGAGGUGACGGGCUCUUAGACAGCAAGGCAGAAACGAACAGAGAGGGGCAUAUUCUGCAAACCACAAUAAAGAAAAAUGGAGGUGUUCCUACUGCAACCAGUCACAUUAUAAUGGUUAUAGAACUA
Molecule: messenger RNA, 1541 nt
Organism: Nanorana parkeri
Lineage: Eukaryota; Metazoa; Chordata; Amphibia; Anura; Dicroglossidae
Gene: PRRT1
Product: proline rich transmembrane protein 1
Exons: 4
Coding region: 1-741 (246 amino acids)
Cellular component (GO): membrane
Source: RefSeq, a predicted model, not a curated record